This is a messenger RNA of Prunus armeniaca (apricot), 267 nucleotides long. The record is from the annotation of a GenBank genome assembly. Lineage: Eukaryota; Viridiplantae; Streptophyta; Magnoliopsida; Rosales; Rosaceae.
AUGGACAUGACUUUGGAUGAAAGUUGCAACAAAAAUCAAUUUAUCAAGUGUGUCAAUGUUGGGCUCUUAUGCGUACAAGAAGACCCCGUUGAUCGUCCCACGAUGUCAAAUGUUCUUACCAUGCUUGACAGUGAAAUUGCAAUCUCUCCAACUCCUAAACAACCAGCCUUUUUCUUAAGGAGAGGCAACAACUCCAGCACAGCUUCUUCUUCUACUAAGCCAGAAACAACUGCCGAAAUAACUACAAGUCUAGAAGAAGGUAUAUAA